Molecule: messenger RNA, 1058 nt
Organism: Calidris pugnax (ruff)
Lineage: Eukaryota; Metazoa; Chordata; Aves; Charadriiformes; Scolopacidae
Product: UDP-galactose translocator-like
Exons: 2
Biological process (GO): pyrimidine nucleotide-sugar transmembrane transport
Cellular component (GO): Golgi membrane
Molecular function (GO): UDP-galactose transmembrane transporter activity
Source: RefSeq, a predicted model, not a curated record
UGUCCCGCCGUGUGAAGUACGCCAGCCUGGGGGUGCUGGUGGUGCAGAACGCCUCGCUGGUGCUGAGCAUCCGCUACGUGCGCACGCUGCCCGGGGAGCGCUUCCUGCCCAGCACGGCCGUCGUCGCCGCCGAGGCCAUCAAGGGCUGCGCCUGCCUCCUCCUGCUGCCGCUGCAGCACCGCGGUGGUGGCCACAUCCCCAUGAUGGUGUCCCCAUGGUGGUGGCCACAUCCUUGCUCUUGCUUCCAUCACCCCAUAGCGAUGUCCCCAUGGUGGUGGCCACGUUCCUCACCCCACGGUGGUGGCCAUCUCCUUGUUCCUCACCCCACAGUGGUGGCCACGUCCCCAUGGUGGUGGCCACAUCCUUGCUCUUGCUUCCAUAGCUCCAUAGAGAUGUCCCCAUGGCGUUGGCCACCCCGUGGGGUUGACGAUCCCUUCUCCCCCCCACAGGUGACCUACCAGCUGAAGAUCCUCACCACCGCCCUCUUCUCCGUCCUCCUCUUGGGCACCUCCCUCUCCCGCCUCCAGUGGUUCUCCUUGGCCCUCCUCUUCGCCGGGGUGGCCUUGGUCCAGGCCGAACAAGCCCGAGGUGGGGCCACCUCGGGGUCCAACCCGGAAGGGGGUCCCCCCCAAAGUUACGCCGUGGGUCUGGCCGCCGUGGCCGCUUCCUGCCUCUCCUCGGGCUUCGCCGGCGUCUACUUCGAGAAGCUCUUGAAGACCACGGGGGGUUCCAUCUGGGUCCGCAACGUCCAACUGGGGGCGGUGGGGACGGCGGUGGGGCUGGCGGCCAUGUUGGCCGCCGAAGGCUCGGCGGUGGCCACCUUGGGGUUCUUCUACCCCAUAGCGACGUCCCCAUGGUGGUGGCCACCCCUUAGGGUUGACAAACCCUUCUCCCCACAGGUGACCUACCAGCUGAAGAUCCUCACCACCGCCCUCUUCUCCGUCCUCCUCUUGGGCACCUCCCUCUCCCGCCUCCAGUGGUUCUCCUUGGCCCUCCUCUUCGCCGGGGUGGCCUUGGUCCAGGCCGAACAAGCCCGAGGUGGGGCCACCUCGUCAUGA